UAUCAUAUUAAAAAAGAAUCGAGUUUUCUAUCAUGUUCAAAGGUCAUCCGAUGCAAACUGAUAAAAAAAUUAUAUUCCAACGAUUAUUUUAAGAAAAUUCUCUAUUCAACGUACUUAUAUAUUCCGGCCAUUGAAUAAAAUAUGCAAAUCAACUCUGCCAAUUAUUCUGAUGCGAGCAGUGACGAUGGCACGAUUGAACCUGGAAAUUUCUUGGACAUCAAAACGCCCACGAGAGUCUGGCUAGCUCUCUUAUAAAUCCUCUCUAUCUUCCAAGUUUACGGAACUGAAGCCAUCGUCUCUGAUAAUAAUCAAACUCGAUCCUUAGAGCUCUGUAAACAAACAACAAUGGCGGAUGAGGUGGUGGUGUUGGAUUUCUGGGGGAGCCCUUUCGUAAUGAGAGUGAGAAUCGCACUGGCCGAAAAGGGGAUCGAGUACGAGAGCAAGGAAGAGGAUCUGAGCAACAAGAAGAGCCCUCUGCUUCUGAAGAUGAACCCGGUUCACAAGACUGUCCCGGUUCUGAUCCACAAUGGGAACCCGGUCUGCGAAUCCGCCAUCAUAGUUCGGUACAUCGAGGAGGUUUGGAAGGACAAAUACCCUCUGCUCCCUUCCGAUCCAUACCAGCGCUCCCAAGCAAUCUUCUGGGCUGACUUCGUAGACAAAAAGAUAUUUGGGACGGGGCGGCGGAUGUGGCUGGCGACGGGGGAGGAAGAGAGGGAAGCGGCGGCGGCGGAGCUGAUAGAGUGGUUCAAGCAGCUGGAAGGGGAGCUUGGGGAGAAGGCUCACUUCGGGGGAGAAGUGUUUGGGUAUGUGGAUGUGACCCUCAUCCCGUUCUACAGCUGGUUCUACACCUACGAGACCUUUGGGAAGUUCGCCAUGUCAGAGCAGUGCCCCAAGCUGGUGGCCUGGGCAGAGAGGUGUUUGCAGAGAGAGAGCGUGUCCAGGUCGCUGCCCGACGGCCACAGGGUUUAUGACUUCGUCUUGCAACUUAGAAAGAAAUUUGGGGUUGCUUGAUCCAAAAUACGAUUCAUGUGUAAUAAUACAAUUCAUGAAUUGCAGGUUCAUUGAAUUGAGGUUUUGAUGUUGCGUUGGUUUAAUUUGGGUUGGUAACAAUACUGCUUAUAAGAUAUAUGAUCAUGUCCACUUCCUUUUAA
Messenger RNA from Malania oleifera, 1151 nucleotides. RefSeq names its product probable glutathione S-transferase. The transcript is spliced from 2 exons. NCBI's taxonomy places the organism in Eukaryota, Viridiplantae, Streptophyta, Magnoliopsida, Santalales, Ximeniaceae. The record is from RefSeq and is a predicted model, not a curated record. Gene Ontology annotation, cellular component: cytoplasm. Gene Ontology annotation, biological process: glutathione metabolic process. Bases 346 to 1011 code for a protein of 221 amino acids. Gene Ontology annotation, molecular function: glutathione transferase activity.